AUGGAUCCGAUAUCUUUGAAUUUAUUUCAAUCCGCUGUGAACAGCGACAAUCAAUUCAAUUUGCUAAAGGAAAAUGUCGUAAAUCCUUCCGAGAUCCAAUCAUCACAACCACAACCACAACCACAACCGCAAUCCCCGAGCGCCAAUCCGAAAAAGAGGAAACCAUCAGAUGGAAAUGGAGAAUCAACAAUUUCCGAGAAAAAGAAACGUUCUUCAAUCGCAUGUAUAAAUUGUAGGAGUCGAAAAGUACGGUGCGAUGUGGAGCGUAGUCAGCGCGUCAAUGACGGUGGACAAAAAGUAUGCAAUAAUUGCGUUAUUGAUGGAAUACAAUGUCUAGUACCUGGAAGUAAAAGGAGAAGAGCCAAACGAGAUAGUAUCGACCUCGUUCAACCAGCUUCCCAUCAAGUCCAUGCAGAGGGUUCACUUAGCACGCAACAUAUAUCAAACGAAGAUGAAUUGAGACGACUCACUGGAGCUAGCAUUGCAAUCUCACCUCAACACAUACCUUCACAUAUACCUCAACUUACAUCUCAACAUGUUCCUCUUUCAAUAUACCAGGGAGCCCUUGAUGGCAGAGAAAACACUGAUUUUAAUGGGCAUACCCUCGCACAACUUACACAUAGUGCUUCGUUGAUUGGUGAUCUGACUCGCACGAACUUAACGUCCUCUCCGCCUCCUUCGUUAAAACACUCGCUUCCGGCAUACAUCAACCCCCUUCCCUCAAAAAUGACAUCUGCCGAUAUCAAUUAUCUCUGGGCAAAAAGCGCAUUGAUUAUACCGGCACCUCCUCUACGAAACGCCUUGCUCCAAGCCUUUAUCGAAUACGUUUAUCCAUUUAUGCCGGUACUGGAAUUACACAAAGUUUUAAACAUAAUCAACGAUGAAGGGAAAUCUGGAUCAAUGAGUCUCUUGCUUUUCCAAUCUAUUAUGUUUUCUGGAACGGCUUUUGUGAAUAUGGAUAGCCUGAGGCGCGCUGGAUUUCAAACAAGGAAAGGAGCGAGAAAGGCGUACUUCCAAAAGGCCAGAGUACUCUAUGACUUGGACUACGAAACCGAUAUGCUUACUGUAGUGCAAUCUCUCCUUCUCAUGACAUACUGGUACGAGACACCGGAGGAUUACAAAGAUACAUGGCACUGGAUGGGUAGGGCAAUUGAUCAUGCAUAUACACUUGCGUUGCAUCGGGACCCAAAAUUUAUGGACGCUGUUGAUCACAAGUUGAGGAAACGAGUAUGGUGGUCAUGUUUUAUGAGAGAUCGACUCAUCGCAUUGGGUAUGAGACGUCCGACUAGGGUCAAAGAUGAAGAUUGUGACGUGCCAAUGUUGACUGAAGAUGAUUUCGAGAUCAAAGCACUUUCCCCGCGGAAUUCGAUCAUUUCUCCGGAAUGUUCUUUGAUCAGAGACGUUGGGGCGCAACGAGACUUGGCUCUUAUGUGUAUUUCAAAGGCACAAUUGUGUUUGUGUAUCAGCCAGGUCUUGAUGGCGCAAUAUUCCGUCCUUGCAAGACAGGGUAUGUCUACCGAAGUUGGAAGUACUACAUCGAGUAUUAUGUUAUUUCCUAAAAAAUCGGAAUCAUCAGACGAGGUCGAAGGAUGCGAUCGGGCACUCGAUAGCUGGAAGCAUAGUCUUCCACAAGCAUGUGUCUACUCGAACGAGUUGAAAAUCGGCAAUAGUGGGCGACCGUUAUUUGUAGCAUGUUCAUUGCUACAUAUGAUAUACUUUACUACAACAUCCGCCUUACACAGACCGCGAGUUUUACCUGUUAGUCCAAACCAUCAACAGCCAGAAACGAUUUUCGAACUUUCGCGUGAGGUAGUGACCAAAGCUGCUCUAGGGACUACGGAGAUCGUUCGUGAUAUGCACAAUCUUGAUCUGGAGAGAUACCUUCCCACGACGGGCGUCACAGCUCUACUUCCAGCUAUCAUUAUUCAUUUAUUGUUGGUCAGAUCUCAAAAUCCGAGUGAGAAGCGGUCUGCUAUAAAUGGAUUUUGUCUAUGCAUGACUGUUCUCGAAAGUUUACGGGACAACUAUGCGUCAGCAGAUUACGCGACUCAAUUCUUGGAGGCGGCUGUUCGAAAAGCAGGCAUGGAGAGUAUCAUAGGCGGUGCCAGAGUAGAGGCAAGACGUGAGGAUGCUGAGCGUAGAGCGGUUUUAGCAUAUGAGAAGAAACAGGCCCAGCUUGAACGUCCCCGAACUUAUAUGGCUGAGAGGAUUACACCACCAGUUGAUACUCAUUUACAUGGAUUUGAGUCUUUGGGGGCGCUCAUUGAUAACUCGACAGCGGUACACAAUGGGCGCUUGGCUCACUCACCUCCCGAUAGUGACGCUUUCCUUGGCGUAAUGGGUUCAGGACUACCCCCAGACCCAAACGAUAUGUCCGAGUUUUUCAACUUUAACGAAGGCGGUGAAUCGGCAGGAUAUUUUGAUGAUAUGGAUCUUUUUUCAAAAGAUCUCCCUGGAUUCGGUAGCAGGAUGCCUAGCCCUCAACCUGAAGAUAAUAUAUCGCUCUUUGAACAUUAUGAUAUGAGCCUGUAG
Sclerotinia borealis F-4128 is the source of this 2532-nucleotide messenger RNA. The record is from the annotation of a GenBank genome assembly. Lineage: Eukaryota; Fungi; Ascomycota; Leotiomycetes; Helotiales; Sclerotiniaceae.